Chenopodium quinoa (quinoa) is the source of this 2641-nucleotide messenger RNA. RefSeq names its product probable methyltransferase PMT15. The transcript is spliced from 10 exons. The record is from RefSeq and is a predicted model, not a curated record. Gene Ontology annotation, molecular function: methyltransferase activity. Lineage: Eukaryota; Viridiplantae; Streptophyta; Magnoliopsida; Caryophyllales; Amaranthaceae. Gene Ontology annotation, cellular component: cytoplasm; trans-Golgi network; endosome. Bases 1 to 2151 code for a protein of 716 amino acids.
AUGGAGAACGACGAAGAAACAAGUUCAGGUCAGAUGAUGGACGAGAUCUACGCCAACGGUGACGAUAAGCAGCCUCACAAACCAAUCAUAAGCAGCGGAGAACAACUCGACGUUGAAGCCUACGCUUCUCUCUACUCUGGUAGGACGAAGAUCAUGCGGCUAUUAUUCAUCGCUGAUCGAUGCGAUAGUAACCCUUCGAUGCAGCUCGAAGCCCUAAGAAUGGCGUAUGAUGAAAUCAAAAAGGGUGAGGAUACACAGUUGUUUAAGGAAGCGGCGCAGAGGAUUGAUAAUCGAUUAGGGCCUAAUUAUGGCUAUGAUUCUUCCUGGAUUGAGGCUGUUGAGCGUCGUGCUGAGCAGAGGAAGGAGAAGCUUGAUAAUGAACUCAAUGCUUAUAGGACAAAUUUGAUUAAAGAAAGCAUUAGGAUGGGAUACAAUGAUUUUGGCGAUUUUUAUUAUGCUCAUGGACAGUUUGGGGAUGCCUUCAAGAGCUACGUUCGCACUCGUGAUUACUGCACCACUGCAAAACAUAUUAUCACCAUGUGUUUAAAUGCAAUUCUUGUCAGUAUUGAGAUGGGUCAGUUUUCACAUGUUACAAGCUAUAUAAGCAAAGCAGAACAGACACCAGAGGCUCUAGACCCUGUCACUAUUGCGAAACUUCGUUGCGCAGCUGGAUUGGCUCACUUAGAGGCUAAAAAAUACAAACUUGCUGCCCGCAAGUUCUUAGAAGUUGGUCCUGAGUUGGGUAAUAAUUAUUCUGAAGUGAUUGCACCACAAGAUGUUGCAACCUAUGGUGGACUCUGUGCACUUGCUACAUUUGAUCGAACUGAACUCAAGAAUAAAGUUAUUGACAACCUCAACUACAGAAAUUUUUUGGAAUUGGUUCCAGAGAUUAGAGAGCUAAUCAAUGAUUUCUACUCAAGGUUGUUACUAAUUGUUCUGGUUGCAAGUUUUGGAGCUUACCUUUUGUCACGCAACAUCCUAACAGUGUCAUUUGCUCCAAAAGACACACAUGAAGCUCAGGUUCAAUUUGCCCUUGAGAGAGGUGUGCCGGCAUUGAUAGGGAUCAUGGCUACCACCCGCCUUCCUUACCCUUCGAGAUCUUUUGACAUGGCUCAUUGUUCGCGCUGCCUUAUCCCUUGGGGUCAAUAUGAUGGACUUUACUUGAUCGAAGUGGACAGGAUCCUACGGCCUGGAGGCUACUGGAUCCUUUCCGGGCCACCCAUCAACUGGGAGGGUCAUUGGCAAGGUUGGGAGAGAAGCAAGGAAGAUUUGAGCUCUGAACAAAACACCAUUGAAGCUGUUGCUAAAAGCCUUUGUUGGAAAAAACUGAAGCAAAGAGGGGAUAUUGCAGUAUGGCAGAAACCUUAUAAUCAUGAACACUGCAAGAAGAGCCGCAAGGUUUUUAAGAAACCGCGAUUUUGUAAGGCUCAAGAUCCUGAUCUUGCAUGGUAUACAAAAAUGGAGGACUGUCUAACUCCACUCCCUCCAGUCUCUAACAUAACUGAAAUAGCAGGAGGGGAAAGAGCGAAAUGGCCAGCUAGACUAACCGCAAUUCCUCCAAGGGUGAGUAGUGGUAGCUUGGAGGGAAUAAUACCUGAUGUUUUCACAAAAGACACCGUGAUUUGGAAGGAGAGAUUAGCAUACUACAAGUCCUUGAACAAUGCACUAAAUGAUCCAGGGAGGUAUCGCAAUCUCCUUGACAUGAACGCGAACUUGGGAGGCUUUGCAGCUGCCCUUGUCAAUGACCCUGUUUGGGUUAUGAAUGUUGUCCCUGUUGAGGCCAGGGUUAAUACUCUUGGAGUAGUCUUCGAACGUGGUCUUAUUGGUACAUACCAAAGCUGGUGUGAGGCAAUGUCUACUUAUCCAAGAACAUAUGAUUUGUUACAUGCUGAUUCUGUAUUUAGCCUUUAUGAUGGCAGGUGUAAGAUGGAAGACAUUCUAUUAGAGAUGGACAGGAUUUUAAGACCCGAAGGUUGUGUAAUAUUCAGAGAUGACAUUGAUGUUUUAGUGAAGGUGAAAACUAACAUCGACGAAAUGCAAUGGGAUAGCAUAAUAUAUGAUCAUGAGGAAGGUCCAAUGCAAAGAGAGAAGGUCAUGGUUGCUGUUAAACAAUAUUGGACAGCUCCUGCACCUGCCCAAACUGAUUCUUAGAGAUUAUUAAGGUCCAAAUCUUAGGUUUUAUACCCCUUUCUUUUGUUCAUUUUGGCAACCGAUUCUUUUGUAAGUUUUUUUUUUUUUUUUUUUUUUUUUUUUGGAGUAACCUUUCUUUGGAAACAUACUCAAGUCUCUAGGUCGUCCACUCUCAAGAGUCAAGACUCAUCUGAAUCCCAACAUCAUCUCAAUAUCCACCACUUCUUUGGUGAAAUGUGACUAUUGGUGGAGGAAAAGGAAGAUACUACUACCAAUAUACUCACUAGUUUUACCCCCGAUCAAUUUUAGUUGAAAUUCAUAGACGAUAAACAUAUAGUAUAUCUUAAUUCUUUUAUUAUUGUUGUAAUUGAUUGAUUUAUAGAGUUAAAAAAUUCACAGGUAAAACCUCUUCUGUGAUCGUUUCAAGUGUAUGAAAAUGUCAAACUAUUAUAUUUUUCUUGAUUAAAAUGAUAUAUUAUCUCUUAAGUUUAUUGACAAAAAUGAAUUUGUU